Messenger RNA from Culex pipiens pallens (northern house mosquito), 889 nucleotides. RefSeq lists its product as uncharacterized. The record is from RefSeq and is a predicted model, not a curated record. Lineage: Eukaryota; Metazoa; Arthropoda; Insecta; Diptera; Culicidae. The transcript has 2 exons. The coding region runs from base 424 to 867 and encodes 147 amino acids.
CUUGAGCGUCUGUUCGAUACAAGAGCUUUAAUAGAAUGACUUUAGGAGGGAAUCAAGAGUGUUCAGUGUAGGUGGGAAUACAGUUUAGCGUGUGUGGUAACCCGAGUAAUAGUUAAUGUAACAUCCUCCUUUCUUUAUAAAAAAUUAAGUUUCCAAAACGUAGUCCGCAAACUUGCUUGGAAUUUUUCUCUCGCGUGUUGGUCUGUUCGUCGCAUCUGUGGUUUGCUUGCCGGGUGUGUUGAUCGCAGCAAGCUGGCUUCCUCUCUCUCGCACCGACGGGGUGGCAGCAGCUGAUUGGUUGACAACGGGUAAUGUUGUUGUCGUUGUUGCAGUUUCGUCGAACCUCAUCGCAGCAAGCGACGACGCUUCAGGUUCAGCUGUCAAAUCAGCGCCAGUUUGUGCAGCACUUGAUUCGGUUGGUGGAUGGCUUUGGGCUGGAACGAGAGGGAUUGUUGUUGGUUCUUUGCGCGGUCGCAGGUUGGUCAGGUCUCGGCGAUAGCUAGCUCCAUUCACGUCCACCACAUACGAGCGAUCAUUCAGUUUCUCGGUCACAAUCGCUGGCGUCCAAGUUUUGCUGAUUUCGGGGUGAGCCUGGACGUACACCGGCGAGCCAGUCUCCAGUGCAGAAUUGCUCCCGGAACGUUCUGCACGAUUCGAGGAGUGUAUUUCUCGAACGAAGCGGGUACUCCACACCUUGUGCUGCGUGAGAACAGCCUGCUCGCCGGACUGCUGCCGAUCUUGUUCGGGAUGUUCCUCCAAUGCAGCAAGACGUACCAAACGUCCUGGUCGGUUUCCUCCGCCUUUUGGAUCAACCUCUUCGCAAUCUUCACCGCUGCUUCCGCUUUGCCGUUUGCCUGCUGGUGGUGAGGGGCCGAAGUCGAAUGCUUGA